CAUAUAAUCCGAAUAUAAAGCCGAAAUAUAGGACCCAAAUACAAAAAAAAAGCUAUAUCGAUCGCAGACCCGGCGCGCGAGGUCCCCCGACCUCCGCACAACCCCAUACUAGGGGCUGUGUUCGAGCUCGAGGACUCAACCAUGUCUGACUUUCACCCACUUCCUUAUUCACCAGCAACACAACCUCCAUCAUCGUCGUCGUCGCCGCCACAACAAUCAUCAUCAUCAUCAUCAUCAAUAAAGCCAAUGAUGAUAUCGCCGCUGUACAAGCAGCACUCGUGGUCACCAGACGCGUACCGCGACGAGGCGUGGCUGAGGCGCAAGGGGAACCACAAGAGCAAGAACAGGAACAGGAGCAAGAGCGUGACAGACGAGGACGUCGACGAGCUCAAGGGCUGUAUCGAGUUGGGUUUCGGAUUCGAGCUGAUCGACUCGCCUGAUCAUGUCGUGGAUCAGCGUUUGUCUGAUACUUUGCCGGCUUUGGGUCUCUACUACGCUGUCAACAAGCACUACAACGACACCGUUUCCAACUCCAAGUCAACCCUCACGCCGAGUUCGUCAACGGCGUCGGACUCCGACACUCCCAGCUCUCCUCUCGGUAGUCCUCACCACACCCUAUUAGGACCCGGUGAUAAUCCUCAGACGGUGAAGACAAGGUUAAGGCGGUGGGCUCAGGUGGUUGCUUGCUCGGUGAGGCAAAGUUCUAGCUGAUUCGAUCAAGAAAAAUGGUGAUUGUGGAUCGGUUUCUAUCAGGGUUAAGUGCCAACCAAACCAGAGUUUAUCAAAGUAACCAAACAUCAAUAUCAAUUUCCUUCUUAUGAUUCCCCCACCCACUUUUGUUUGGUUUAGUUAUUAUUAAUGAGUUUAAGUAAUGUGAAGAAAAAAAAAAAGAGAAAAAAAAUUCUCAUCAAAUGGAAGCCUUAGCCAACUUGUAUCGGAUUGACUUUUUUUUUUUUUUUUUUUUUUUUU
Messenger RNA from Quercus lobata, 969 nucleotides. RefSeq lists its product as uncharacterized. The record is from RefSeq and is a predicted model, not a curated record. Lineage: Eukaryota; Viridiplantae; Streptophyta; Magnoliopsida; Fagales; Fagaceae. The transcript is spliced from 2 exons. Bases 142 to 711 code for a protein of 189 amino acids.